AUGUCGAACACCAGCCAGACUCCAUCAUUACAAAGAGUACCAAACACUAGCAGCUCUGAGCAAAUAUUAGCAAUUAUCAAAGCCGAUGGGGGAGUCAUCAUUGAAAACUUCAUGACCCUGGAUCAACUCCAGGGUCUGAACAACGAAAUCGACGCCGCGGUGGCGGAAGCGAACUUUGGUUCAACACACAGCGAUGAAUUCAUCUCAAAAUUCCACGGCGCGAAGACCAAACGAAUCACCAAUCUUGUGACGAUAAGCCAAACAUUCCGCGAUACGCUACUAGAUAGCGAAUUGGUGCAUGUCAUUGCCGAGCGAGCCUUCUGGGAGGAGUCCCAAAGCUAUUGGAUGAGCACUGCGCAGGUGAUUGAGAUCAGUCCCGGAAAUGACGCGCAACCUCUCCAUCGCGAUUUGGAAAACACUCACCCUUUCAUCGCCAUGGGACCCACGGGUCCGGAGGUCUCCCUCAACUUUUUAAUUGCGCUUUCGGAUUUCACCGAGGAGAACGGGGCUACGAGAGUCAUACCUGGCAGCAACCACUGGUCUGACUUCAACAACCGUGGAACGCCCGAGAUGACCAUCCCAGCAGAGAUGAAGGCGGGUGAUGUACUUUUGAUCUCUGGGAAAGUGGUUCAUGGUGGUGGCGCUAAUCGAUCGGUGGAUAUCAAACGUCGAGGCCUUGCUUUCACUUUUCAACCGGGUUAUCUAACACCGGAAGAGGCUUAUCCGUUUUUAGUCCAGAUGGAACUAGUGAAGGAAAUGAGCCCACGAGCACAGAAAAUGAUCGGGUUCCGAAGUCAAUAUCCUAAAGGAAGUCCAGGGCUGUGGCAGAUUGAUUACAAGGAGAUUGGUGACUAUAUGGGGCUGUAA
This is a messenger RNA of Penicillium soppii, 867 nucleotides long. RefSeq names its product phytanoyl-CoA dioxygenase family protein. Bases 1 to 867 code for a protein of 288 amino acids. NCBI's taxonomy places the organism in Eukaryota, Fungi, Ascomycota, Eurotiomycetes, Eurotiales, Aspergillaceae. The record is from RefSeq and is a predicted model, not a curated record. The transcript has a single exon.